This is a messenger RNA of Macrosteles quadrilineatus (aster leafhopper), 4788 nucleotides long. RefSeq names its product cyclin-dependent kinase 14 (gene Eip63E). The coding region runs from base 134 to 1675 and encodes 513 amino acids. Gene Ontology annotation, biological process: protein phosphorylation. The record is from RefSeq and is a predicted model, not a curated record. The transcript has 12 exons. Gene Ontology annotation, cellular component: nucleus; cytoplasm; cytosol. Gene Ontology annotation, molecular function: cyclin-dependent protein serine/threonine kinase activity; cyclin binding; ATP binding. Lineage: Eukaryota; Metazoa; Arthropoda; Insecta; Hemiptera; Cicadellidae.
CGUCUGCUAGUGCUGUCGUCAGUCUCGCGUUCGGUUUGUUGUGAUUGUGUAUUGCUGUGAACCUUUAGUUAUGUGUAUAUUAGUUCGGUGAGAAUUGCUUAGAUAUCUAAUAAGUGAGUGAAUUUAAGUGACCAUGUACUGCCAAGUGGAUAAAUCAAUGAGUAAUUCAUCAACAAAGAUCAAGGAUGGUAAGACCAAGACUAUCAACGCGGGUCUGGUUUCCUCUGCCUCCGCCGACGCUCUUCAGCUCAAGAAGCAAGGAGUUACCAUGCGAGAGAAGAAGAGCGGAGCGCUUAGCAGAGUGCAGAAAAUUAAGAAAAGACUCAGCCACAGUUUCGGCAGACUAUCGAUAUCCAAAGACGAACCAGAAGACCGCAACCGUGUGACGAAGCUACCUUUCAAUGGUUAUAGUGACGAGUUCCUAGAUAGACUGGAGCCUAAUGGCAACAUCCCCAACGACAAAGAUCUCAGAUAUGACUGGGAUGGCCUAGGAGACCACGACCGAGUCAAGAGACAACUGUCAGUGUCCAGCGACUCCAAGCUCCUGGACGAGGUGAUAUGCGAGGAGACCCGAGUCAUACUGAGGCCCAAGAAGCCGCCCAGGCCUAAAUCAGAGGUCUUCCUCAAUAAGGAUCAGCAGAAUUCCAACCGUCGCAGGACCAAGCGGUUUUCAGCGUUCGGGGGAGAUUCUCCUUUUGGCAAGUCAGAGGCUUACAUAAAACUAGAACAGUUGGGGGAAGGAUCCUAUGCAACUGUCUUCAAGGGAUAUAGCAAUCUGACAAACCAAGUUGUGGCCUUAAAAGAGAUACGGCUUCAAGAAGAGGAAGGAGCUCCAUUUACAGCGAUACGAGAAGCUUCACUUCUGAAGGAACUGAAACACAACAACAUCGUGACGUUACAUGACAUAGUACACACUCGUGAAACACUUACGUUCGUCUUCGAGUAUGUGCACACAGACCUGUCCCAAUACAUGGAGAGACAUCCCGGAGGUUUGAAUCACUCAAACAUCAAAUUGUUCCUGUUCCAACUGUUGAGAGGGUUAGCGUACUGUCACAAACGUCGGGUGUUGCAUCGCGACGUCAAACCACAGAACCUUCUCAUAAGCGAGAUGGGCGAACUCAAACUGGCUGACUUUGGUCUCGCCAGGGCCAAGUCUGUCCCGUCACACACAUAUUCUCACGAGGUGGUCACUCUAUGGUACAGACCUCCAGAUGUGCUGCUAGGCUCUACACACUACUCCACGUCACUAGAUAUGUGGGGAGUGGGCUGUAUCUUUGUAGAGAUGAUCACUGGAGUUCCUACCUUCCCAGGAGUCAGGGAGACGUACGACCAGUUAGAUAAGAUAUUUAAAAUUCUGGGAACACCCACAGAGGAAGACUGGGAAGAGGUGAGUCAACUACCGGGAUACAAGCCACACAAGCUGGUGUUUUACAGAGGCCAGAAACUGGGGCUGUCGUUCCCUAGACUUUACGACAUUGUGGAAGGAGAGAGCAUGGCCUCGUCAUUGCUUCAGCUAAAUCCGGAUGACAGGAUAGGUGCUGAAGAGGCUCUAAGACAUCGAUAUUUCUUCAACCUUCCAGAGAAACUGUACGAGUUGCCUGAUGAAACUUCAAUCUUCAGUGUCCACGGUAUCUACUUGCUGCCAGAAGGCAGAGCUCCAGGACUGAAAACCUGAAUACACCUUGCAUAUCUCGCUAGCUCAAAUUGUUAUAUAACUUCACAUCGUCUUUUAUAUCUGUGUUUUUUUACUGUAAGUGUCAACUGAACUGAACAGGGUCGAACUUUACGAAGCGUACAUGACAUAGAUCGGGCGAUAAAAUGACUAAUGAUUUUUUUACGUUGAUAGGUAAUCGCUGUUAAGUAUUAAACGAUCCUAAUAGAGUUACUAUGGCGAUAUAUAUUUUUUAACCGUUAGCUAUUUGUCGGAGCGUCGCGGAUUCAUGUUCAAUGUGAUCGACAGCAUUUCGGAAAAUAGUCAUUCCAUGAGGAAUGUGUUGCCAAACUCUUUUAACUUAGAUUAGACUAGAGAGAAGGGUGGAUUAGGUUAGGAGAAUCAUUCCUCUAAUCGAUUAUGCUCAAUCAAAGGACUGGUGUUGUUCAUUGGUUUUGUUUUAUACGGUUUUACAGUUCAUUUUCACCUGUUUGAGUUACAAAAGUUUAAAUGUUGCAUUUUACUUUGUACGGCACCUUUUGACAUGUGCCAAAUCAGUCAUUUCACUUUGUGUUGAAUUGCUUGCAUUUUAUUGAUUUGUUCAUGUGUUGUUUGUUGAAAUGUCAAGCUCCUUCAGUAAGCUAGUAAAAAUAGAUCUGAUAGUACAUCCUUCAUAUAGAUUGGCACAAGUUAAAGUUGGCUUCCUUGAGCUUCUUGAACUGACAAAAUGAACAAUUUAUAUAAUUAUGUAAUUUGUUUAAUUGUGGCGUAAUCGUAAGAAUUCAAUAAUGUUUAUAUUAAUUUAUUUCUGUAACCAACCUUAACAUGUCUACUAUUUUAGGUAGUUGGAAAAAUAUGACUAAUAUAUUAUAUUUUAUAUUUAUAUUACUCUUAAUACCAGUCAUUUGUUCAAUUUUUCUUGGUGAAUUUGUAUUGUAUUGAUUAUUAAAACUUAUUUCCCUGAAUUUGUCUUUUUUUAGGAUUUGUUCAGUUUGUAUUCAGUGUCAAGUGCUUACUUCAAGAUUUUCACCCUUAUCCCUCAGAAUGUGUUGGGGGCAUUUGAUUGAAGUGUAAUCUUCUAGUGUCUAUUGAUUGUUUUUUGUCUUGAAAUCUUAAUAAGUAAUGAUUUUGAAAUUUUGUUAAUGCCUUUUAUUUAGCUUCAAAUAUCAACAUAUUGAUUUUUAUGCAUUUUGGUAAAACAUAGUACAUCCUCCUCAAACCAAUACGCCCAACCAAUGAAAAUUGAUGAUUGUCUGGGUAUAAUUUUUUGUGUGACUUGGUUCGUUUACAUUUAUUGACUUAAUCUAAAAUUAAAUAGUCACUAGUCAAGUAUGUUUGAUUUGGAUUUUAUUUUUGUAAAAAUCCUUGCACAAGAGAUAUUUUUAGAUGACUGGCCAAAAUAAAAAGAUUCUACACCAGAUUAGUUAUUAUUGUGGUAGGACAGAAAAACUUUCUGCUUAUAAGAAGUAAAGGGUCAUAUCAAAUAUGAUGACUUAUUUCAGGUAAGGACUGAUAAACGACUAGGUAAAGAUAAAUAAAUAAAACUGUUUUUGAGUCUUUAUCAAACCUAAAUUUGUCUUCUGUAUGGUCUUCCCAGUUUUCCUUUUUUACAUUAAUAAAUAAUAUUGUUUCUUGUACGAUCAGUCUUGCCAACAAAGGUGUAACAUUUACUGUUUAUAUAUUUCACAGUCACUUGCUAUGUAUCUCUGCAAAAUUGGACCAUGGUGGUCAUAAGUUAUUUGAUGAAACUUAUUUAUUGAUGUUUUUAAAAAUGUAACCAAAAACCUUGAUUUUUUAAAUAAAAACAAUGGCAAAAUUGCAAUGGCAAAGCUACACAAGUAUUGGUAAAUUUUAAUUUUAAAACUUAGCACUAAAUGGUCAAAAUUUGGUUUCACUAUAGAUAGUUUGCUCUUCAAAUCAUGAUUGUUUACAAUUCAAGAUGCUACUUGAUCAAAAUAUUUUAUCCGAUCUUAAGUUUUCUUGUAAAUUUUAAUUUUUAACCCAGACCCCAAGUCAACUUUUUAUAGCGGUUAAAUGAACUGUUUUUAGACAUUUACCGCUGUAAUGAUUUUUUUUUUCAAUAGUGUUUACACACAAUUUUAUCUCAUUUUUUGUCUGGAACACAUCAAGAAAUUGUAUUAAAUAUAUAGCCUAAUAUGAACAAUAUGUUUGUAUUGUACAAAUUUCUAAGCGGAAAACAUGUAUAAAGAAUGUAGCCUGGUUAGUGAAGCCUUGGCUGAGGUAUUUCCAAAUUAUAGAGCAAAAAAAAAACACAUUCAUAAUGUAACUUUAUUGAUGGAGCUCUAAUUUAGUUACAAAUUUUAGACUCCUAAUAAUAGGCUACUGUAUGAGAUUGGAAGGAGUCCAUUUUAUUUCGCACCGUCCCUUGCUCUGCCAUAUAGUGUGCAUUUUGAACCAUCCUGUAAAAUACAAGCUCUCUGUAUAUAGUUGUAUAAUGUGUAGAUUAUUUAGCCGCAGAAUAGAAUUUGUAAUGACAAACCUAUGAAGUAGUAACAGAUAAUUCAACUUUAACAAUUAGUGUUAGCAUCAUAAAUAACAAUAAUAGGAAACUAUUUUAAAACUUUAACAUCGAGGUAAUUUUUGUUGUUUGAAAAAAUAGGGGUGCCAAAUUGUCCAAAAUAACUGUUACUUUUGGACACAACAGUGUUUGUUCGGGAUCCAACAACAAAAGCAUGAUUGUAGACUGUGCACUGCAGACUUCAGACAUAUAAUACUGUACACUAAUCCGACAAGCCAGGUUAAAUACAGUAGCAAUAUUUUUAAAUAAUUCGUAGAAUUGUUUAAAAUGUUUGCAACUAAGUUUCGACCAAACUUUUCAACACUUUCACAGAUUUCGGAACUGUAUUUAUCCACAAUUGUAGAAUCAGAAAGAUAUGCCAUAGAAUUGUUAUAAUUCAAUAUUGUUUUAGGUAUCUUUUAUAGGUUUGUAAAAGCUCUUAAACAUACUGUUGAUCUCUAUUCGUAAUUGUUUAAUGUCUUGUAACAUAAUGUUCGGUUUAAAAUGCACACUAUUAUAAAUACAUCUGUAAUGUAAUGCAUCUGUAAAUAUCCUGUGGUUAUUUAUAUUACUUGAAACCAGAUUAGAAAUUAUAUUAAAUUUUAAUGUGAAUUUGUAU